Molecule: messenger RNA, 492 nt
Organism: Cryptococcus amylolentus CBS 6039
Lineage: Eukaryota; Fungi; Basidiomycota; Tremellomycetes; Tremellales; Cryptococcaceae
Exons: 1
Coding region: 1-492 (163 amino acids)
Source: RefSeq, a predicted model, not a curated record
AUGUCUGCCGAAGAUAGCGCAAUGGACAUCACCGUCAGCAACGACGAGCCACGCGUCGAGUCCAUGGAAUAUGGCUGGAAAGGCAUAUAUCGUGGAGAUGACCUGACCUCUCAAUGCCGAAUAUCCAAGAACGACGGCACCGAGCUUAGUACUGCUAUUCAACUUUUUGGCUCGAUUGACGGGUUUGAGGGAGUUCUCAACAUUGAAAUUGCCGAAAUUGAUCUUGAGGAUGACCUUGACAACGAAAAAGACUGGACGAAGGUGGCGUUGUCUCGUCUCAUACAGCCGGGCGAGGGUGAACGCUAUGCCAAUCUUACCGAUGCUGUCAAGCGGACAUACUACUACGCCUCAGAGAAAGAUAAAAGAUCUCAUCGGAAAUUCAUCAGGGAAGAGUUGGCCACCAUCUACAAGAUGAUUGUCGAAUCCAACCAAUCGGGAGCUUCUUCGGUAGCUGCCUCCCCAGAAGAAGAAGACAUUGACAUGGAAGGCUAA